AUUAAGUGAAAUAAUGGAUAAUUUUUUUGAAGAUGAAACAACUUAAGUUCCUUCUUAGGCCACAUAGUUUGAUUAAGAUCAAUUUUAAUAAGCUUAAGUAUGAGAUAUUACAUAUGAUAGUAUGAUGUAUAUAGUGCUUUUUAAAGUGAAGCACCUAUUCCAUCCUAGCAAUCAGUUGUUUAUGUGGUAUUUAAUCUUUCAAAAAUAGAGUCCAGAAUAAUAAAUUAGAAAGGACAAAUUAAAAGUAAUUGAAGAGGAAAGACUUGCUUAGAUAAGAGAGAAGGAUUAACAGGAAAGGAUAUUGAAAUAAUAAAAAAAAGAAAAAGGUCGAGAAUAUUUGCAAUAAUUCAAAAGGUAAAUUUGAAAAUUACACGAAAUAGUUAAUAAGAAUCAGAUAUUUAAUAAAGAAAAGUGUUGAAUAAAUAGAAAUAAGAGAUUUGGUUUGAAAACAGAAAGAAUCAUAGUUAGUAUGUAAGAUAGUGAUUCUAUUCAAGAAAAAUUCAUGGGACUAAAUUGCAUCCAAUAUAGCUUUAAAGGAUGGUGAGUACCCAGGGUAAAAAGACGUGACAAAAAUGAGAUAAGCAAUUCUUAACAAGAGAAAUGAUUUGACAAAGUGAAGCAAAG
Molecule: messenger RNA, 624 nt
Organism: Paramecium octaurelia
Lineage: Eukaryota; Ciliophora; Oligohymenophorea; Peniculida; Parameciidae
Source: the annotation of a GenBank genome assembly